AUGACCGUCACACACGACACACUGCCUCCCAAGGCACUUCUCGAAGCCCCGAAUAAAAGUCACCCUAUUCCAGACGCUGCAGGGAGACUCGCUGUCUACGUGCAGAGCGCUUACUCUUUCCAGUCGCACUCUAUGCAAAAGCAAAUUCGCGUGAUAGAUCUGAAGACACUUCACCGAUCAUGGCCUAUCACUGAGAAUAUCACCGCAAAUUAUCCGCAGUGGCUCGGUAGCAGUGGCAAGCUCGUCUGGCUUGAAUCAUCACAGAAUGGACAUACCAACCUGGCUAUCCGUGAUGCACGGCUUGUGGAUGAUGAAUAUGUAGCAGGCACUGUACCUGGGCAUAUAUCAAAUCUGAGAGUUACCAGAAUGCCAUUUAUUGGAGAUACUGAUGAUGAUCUAGGAUUCGCGGUAGUAGGUAAAGUCAACACCGACGGUUCUCUCUUCAACCCUAUGGACCAGAUCUCAAACUCCGGCAACUGUAUUGGUCAUUUGCAUACAGGAUUUCCUCACACAAAUUCGGUUACAAGCCCGCAAAAAACUGUUAUCUGGUUUGGGACUCUUACCCGGCCGUCAGAAACGCCCAGUGGUCGCUAUACGAUGGGAAAACUGACGAAUUUAAUGAAUCAUUUCAAACUCACAACAGUGUACCUACGGAUUACCCCUGGUCAAGAAGAGCAUUGUCGUAACUUUGACAUCAAUUCCUGGACUAUAACCUUCGUGGGGAAUGAUCUUGAUGAUUUUCAGCAAAAUAGUUGCUCAUGCUACGUCUGCCCGAUGCUUCGCUGGGACGGUUAUCCACUAGAUAGCCUUUACUCUGCUUUCAGACAUCGAGGUCUAGGAGGUAAUAUCUCAUCGCCUAUUCUGAAACACAAUGACACCACUGUUAUCUUCCUAUCUCAGAAAAGCAAAGGAUACAAUUCUGACAAGAAUCGAAUUAUUUUCAUCUAUAAUAAUCAAACCGGAGAGAGCGAAGAGCUUUUUGGAUCUGACGACGGUGAAGGGCAGUGGAAUUUGAGUCCUAGUGCUAUCGCAUAUGGCAUGGAUAGAUCAUUGCUGAUCCAGGUAGAGGAGAGAGGGCGGCAGGUUCUGUAUAAAUUGGGACUAGAUGGUUGGUGGCCAGACAAACCCACACCAGCUUCGUUAGAACUGUUGAAUGGGUUUCUACUCUAUGGGUCCAUCGUUGACGUUAUAUCAAUAUCAUCUGAGUCUUCCAAGUCCAAAUUGCUGGUUUCCUGUGAUGCUCUCAGCCAUAGUAGGAAAUAUGUUAUCUUUGACCCGCAAUCGCCUGGACAGACUCUAUUUGCUCCUCAUAUCAGUCUUUCCCGCGGCCAGAUUGACGAAAUUUGGCCUCCUGGUGCAAAUGGACGUCAAGUGCAUACAUGGAUCGUCAAGCCAUCUUUCUUUGAGUCUGGUCAAAGAUAUCCGGUGGUUUUGUUCAUUCAUGAUGGACCUCAGGAUGUGUGGCUUGACCAAUGGACCACGAACUGGAACCUGAUUACCCUUGCCGAGCAAGGAUACGUAGUCAUAGCACCAAAUCCCACGGGAAGCAGAAGCUACGGACAAGACUUUACGGAUGCAAUCCGAGGGUCAUGGGGUGGAUUACCGUACGAGGAUCUCCAGAAAGUCUUUGAAUAUCUCAAAAACAAUCUCAACUAUGUGGAUACAGAGAGAGCUGCGGCAAUAGGCCUUGGGUACGGAGGGUAUAUGGUGAAUUGGAUACAGGGCCAUGCAUUUGGCAGACUUUUCAAAGCACUAAUUACGGAUAAUGGCAUCUUCAGCAUGACAACUCAGCUUGCAAGUGAUUUGCAAGCUCUUCGUCAUGAUUUCAAUGGACUACCGUGGGAGCAUCCAUCUGAAUGGGAGAAAUGGGACCCAGCACAGUAUGCUGGUCAUUGGCAAACACCCCAUUUGAUCAUCCACGACAAGUUCAAUCUUCAGCAAUCAUAUGCGCAAGGUUUAGCAUCGUUCCACACCUUAAAGCUGAGAGGGGUUGAAACCAAGUUUCUUAUAUUCCCAGUUGAGAAUCGCCAUCAACAUCCGGAAAACUUGUUGCUGUGGUAUCGUACAGUGAUUGAUUGGAUGAACAAACAUGUCAAACCAAAGAAUAAGGAGUACCGUCUUUAUGAAGAGAAAAUAUCGGGAAUGUCUUAA
Messenger RNA from Talaromyces stipitatus ATCC 10500, 2151 nucleotides. Its product is annotated as acylamino-acid-releasing enzyme, putative. Bases 1 to 2151 code for a protein of 716 amino acids. Gene Ontology annotation, biological process: proteolysis. The record is from RefSeq and is a predicted model, not a curated record. The transcript is spliced from 2 exons. Gene Ontology annotation, molecular function: serine-type endopeptidase activity. Lineage: Eukaryota; Fungi; Ascomycota; Eurotiomycetes; Eurotiales; Trichocomaceae.